AUGCCAUUGCAUCGUUUACAUGCUGAACAGAAGAAAUUCGAUCGAACAUUUUUAUCUUCGUUAAAUUUCGAUGAAUCUGGUAUUGAAAUCAAUCGUUUAACGUUAGUAUUUCAUAAACUGUGCGAUAAUAAUAGUAAUCAAUUGUCGCGCGAGCAUUUUCGUGACUUUUUAUCUACGAUAUUUGACCUUAACGAUGAAACGAUCGUCGAACGUUUGUUUAUCUUAAUUGGUCAAGGCGAAAAAACACUUUCAUUAAAACAAUUCUUAUCUGCUAUGAAUUUGCUAUUAUAUGCAUCGAUCGACGAACAAAUUAAAUUGAUUUUUCGUGUGUAUGAUGUCAGCGCGGAUGGAAAUUUACAACGAGAGGAGUUAUUUACAUUCUUACGUAAAGAUCUGCCAAUUAUGAAUGAAAAGGAAGACGCAGAUUUGAUUCUGCACGAAUUUAUCACACUAAUAUUUAAAAAAUUCGAUAAAGAUCACGAUGGUGUGAUCAGUUUCGAUGAUUAUCAUCGAACAUGUCAAGAAAACCCGACACUGAUGCAGUGCUUCGGUCAAGUUUUACCACGAAUUUUUCGAAAACAUGUUGUCAAGUCUAUGCUUAAUGGUAAUCUAUCGAUAAUAUCAAAACGCGAGAAACAUUUCAAAUAG
Messenger RNA from Adineta ricciae, 648 nucleotides. The record is from the annotation of a GenBank genome assembly. Lineage: Eukaryota; Metazoa; Rotifera; Eurotatoria; Adinetida; Adinetidae.